Molecule: messenger RNA, 240 nt
Organism: Acaulospora colombiana
Lineage: Eukaryota; Fungi; Glomeromycota; Glomeromycetes; Diversisporales; Acaulosporaceae
Source: the annotation of a GenBank genome assembly
AUGACUUCAAUGGAAACGAGUGUACAAAGCGGAUUAAUUCCUUCGGUAACUAAUGAACAUGAAGAAACAAGUGUAACCGCUCAACAGGAGGCCAUAAUCAAAGAAACCAUUUCCAAAGAAGAAACCGUUGUUGAAAAACAUAUUACCACUAUUUAUGCCGAAAAGACGAAAAAGAGAUAUUCCCAACAGCAAUUUCUCUCGCUUCCAGAUGAAGGUAUAGAAAUCUAUCUGAACUUUUAG